Phoenix dactylifera (date palm) is the source of this 2334-nucleotide messenger RNA. RefSeq names its product phosphatidylinositol 4-kinase gamma 8-like. The record is from RefSeq and is a predicted model, not a curated record. Lineage: Eukaryota; Viridiplantae; Streptophyta; Magnoliopsida; Arecales; Arecaceae.
GGAAACAAGGAGGCAUAGAGAGGAGAUAGAGGAGAGAGAGGAGAGAGAGGAGAGAGGAGGAACGAGGUGGGGAAGGGUUAUCGAUAUUGGAUCGAGGGCCCUGGUAGAGGAGGGGGUGGGGUGGAAGACAGUACAUCUCUCGCUCCCUUUGCUUUGCUAUCUCUCGCUCGCUUCCUUUCCUGAGGAAUGCCAAGCCUUUCCUUCACCAACAUUGACAGCUUCUCUCGGGGUUGCUGCUCUCAUCCUUUAGAACUUAGAUAAAGUAGAAGCAAGAAAUAUUUCAACAUCAUACAAAAUUGCCAAUGCAAAUGAUGCCUCCAUAGGAAUUUUGCAACCGAAGUUACACUAACAGUCCCAGCCCGUAAGGUAACUCAUGCAUGCCUACCAACCCCUGCCACCAAUUCAGACCAUCUCCAAUGGCCGUCGCCGUCGACCACUGCCACGGUUUCAAGCCCCCCAUCUGGAACCGCCGCUGCCGCCUCCGCUCCUUCCCCCACCCCGACGCCGCCCUCCUCGACCCCGACCCCCCCUACUCCGCCCUCCCCAUCAUGCCAUCCCCUAACUUCCCCCGUAGCGUCUCCACCCCCUGCCUCUCCUCCGCCACCGCCCCCGCCAGCCCCGACGAGCCACCCGACCACAUUGCCCGCAUCGAGAUCGUCGGCGGCCGCCGCGCCUGCGGCGUCCGCGCCCUCGUGGUUGAGGUGGCCAUCGCCAUGGCCUCCGGAACCCAGCCGGUCCCCGUCACCAACGGCCUCAGCGGGGCCUACUACCUCCGCAACCGCUCCGGCGAGAGCUUCGUCAUUGUCAAGCCUAUCGACGACGAGCCACUGCCCAUCGGCAUCCUCGGCCGGCCCGGGUCGCGCCACUCGGUGCGCGCCAGCGAGACCGGGGUGCGCGAGGUGGCUGCCUACCUCCUCGACCACGGCAGCUUCUCCGGCGUCCCUCCCACCGCCCUCAUCAAGAUAUCCCAUCCUGCGUUCGCCUCCGGCACCAACUCACAGGCGGCGAGACAGACGGCGUCCAUCCAGCGGUUCGUGCCCCACGACUUCGACGCCGGCGAGCUCGGGCCGUCGCGGUUCUCCGUGUCGUCGGUGCACCGGAUCGGCAUCCUCGACAUCAGACUCCUCAACAUCGACCGCCAUGCCGGGAAUAUCCUCGUCAAGAAAAGGCCGACCGGCAGCCACGGAUGCCACGACAGCUAUGACAGUUACAGCAACGACUCGGUGACAGAGCUGGUGCCCAUCGACCAUGGGCUCUGCCUGCCGGAAAUCCUCGACGACCCCUACUUCGAGUGGCUCCACUGGCCGCAGGCCGCCGUGCCAUUCUCCGAGCACGAAGCUGAGUACGUAUCAGCACUGGACCCGUUCCGCGACGCCGAGCUCCUCCGGGCGGAGCUGCCAUCCCUGAGAGAGUCGGCCAUAAGAAUCCUGGUUCUCUGCAGCAUCUUCUUGAAACGAGCACUUGCUGCUGGUCUUUGCCUGGCCGACAUCGGAGACAUGAUGACCCGCGAGUUCUCCGGCCUCGAAGAAGGGCCGAGCAUGCUUGAGACACUCUGCAAGCAGGCCGAGGAUUCCAUGAACAGCACCACACUGUCAUCUGACGACGAGGAAGUAGUACUCGAAGGCAAUGAGUCCAAACAAUUCCAAUUCGAAAUGGAAAGCGAUGACAGAGGGUUCUCGGAGAGCAGCGAGGUGCUGGACAUUCCUCUCCUGCUCCAGAGCAAGACACCGAAGGAUCCGACGGCGAAUGCAGAUACUAAUCGGAAGGUUUUGGUCCCUUUGCAUGAAGAUGAGGGGGACGAGGAGGGUGAUGGCGGCACCAAGUUGGGAGGCAUUGCAAAGAGUGUAAGCUUCUCAGCAGCAGGUUUUAGUUGCGAGGGGGUUGGGGGCUUGGGGGCUAAGAGCAUUACUUUCGAGGGGUUGAGUGAGGAGGAAUGGGGGCGGUUUUUGGAGAGGUUUGAGCAGCUGCUGCCUGAUGCUUUUGAGGCUAGGAAGAGCAUGGGGUUGAAGCAGCAAAGACUGGGGACCUCAUGCAAGUUUUGAGACACAGGGGAGAGGGGCAGAAGGAUGGCUGAAGCCAGUAGAUUGUAGGAGCUUUUAUGCUUAUUGGAUGAGGGCCGUAGCAAAAUUGUACGUACGUUAGCUCGUGUACCAUAAGGUCAUUUGAUGUAGGAACUCCACAUACCACAUCGGUGUGGGCCACCGGCUUGAACAUACCUUGGUAGGUCAUUUGAUGGUUUCUCAUGAGGAUGUAAACUUAAUCACCAAAAGCUUACUUUGUAUUUGGUAGAAAAAAAAACUCUUGGCAAAAAAGAAAACUUUUGGACUAUUUUCC